AAUAAGCCGUCUUCGUACCGUCGCGUUCGUUCCUUAACUUUCCAUGGACCUCACUGUGUGUGUGGCUAUUUUCGUUAAAUCAGCGAAAAUAAAAAAUUUAACAAAUCACGUUCGACACUUAUCUCCUCCGGUAAACCGUUCAGUGAAGAUUAGCUACUCCUGUGCAGCCGACGCAAAACAACACAGUUUAAAGGUUCCUUUAACGGUACGGAAUUUCGCACGUGCUUUCACACACCCGCGUACACGAUCGAGGAUGUACGUUCGUUCUGGGAUGUCGUGAGGAUGGUGCUAUUUUCUGUGCAUCAACAACACUUCGCUGUCGUUGUCAAGGCAACCUGAUUCUCCUUCAUCUCUCAUGAUUAUCACAUCGUAUAGCCAUUGACGAAAGCUGCCUCCAAAAACUUCGACCAGUUGGGUGUAGUUUCCUGUGUUUGUGAUCUUCACGCAAGAAACCUGUUCGCGUAAUACAAAAAGUGGUUCCUCCAAGUUCUUUCCGCCAACGUAGCUAUCACGAAUCAAACGCACACAUUCUCGAAGAGGGUGAAUAAAAAAAUUAAUGCCAACUACCGCAUGUUUGAUGCUCAGCUUCCGCUAGACUUAAUGGGGUUUUUGACCGAACCCCACUACUAACCCUCUAGUUUGGGUUACAACACGCGCUCCAGCUAGAAGACCUUCAUCGGUUCGGAUUGUUCAAUUUUGGUAUUUAUCGCCGAGAGAAUCAAAAUAAAAAACAAGGUGACACUUUAGUGACAAAAAACCGUCAACCGACUUAUUGGUGCUACUAAGGUGCUAAAUGCAAUAACGUCAGUAAACCGGUUCGAACACCAUUGAACUCUCUAAAACCCAAUUUUUACCUUCAAGGCAACAAUUCUAAACCACCGUCGGAUUUCUCCGAGCCAGAUCCAUGUGGAUCAAACACAUUCGAUACGGGUGUCGGAAGGUUAGUGUCCUUCGGCGGCAAGUUGACUAAAGGAGAUCGUGGUAUGACGGUACACUUCCGCCACAGUGUGCGUGUGUGAUAAAGCGAAAAAGCGAAACGAAACGUCCCUGGUGAACGUCGAGGCCUUCCGAAGAGAAAAUAGUGCAUUUUAGAUAGUCAUAGGUUAGUUUGUGCAUAGUGUUCACACGAAACGGUCGGUAGUGUACAUUGUCUGCCCGGCCUAUCUAGCGGCUAGGCCAUAAUCAAGAAAUUCGCGCCACCAUUGUCCUGUGCCUUCGUGUUACGUGCGGUGUGUAUGUAAACGUUAUCGGAAUUCCUUGGGCGCAAGAUGACACUGCCAGAAUUUCUCAACCCCACCCCGGAGCAAGUGGCCGAGCUACGCCAGCUGUUCAAGGAGAAGCUGGAAAAGGAUGCUGCCAAAGUGCCAGUGGGAGGCUUCCACGAGCACGAUCUGAAGUGGGUUUUCGAAGGCGACGGAUGGUUGAUAAAGUUCCUGGAGAACAAUGACAUCAACAUGAAGGACUCGCUGAAGCAGCUCUGGGAAACGAUUGAGUGGAGGAAAACAUCUGGCAUCAAUGAUAUACGUGAAGAUAAUAUUCGUAUGGAGUACAUUAACGAUGGACUUAUGUUUCCUCGGGGGCGCGACGUCGACGGCAAGACGGUGUUCAUCUUCAAAUCAAAGCUGUACGUACGAGGUACGCGCAACCUGGACGAUCUGAAGAAGUGCUUCCUGUACUGGAUCGAACGGAUAAUUCGCGAAGCGAACGAUGACCUCGUGACGAUCGUGUUCGACCUGACCGACGCCGGGCUAAGCAACGUCGAUAUGGACUACACGAAGUAUAUCAUCAACACGUUAAAAAACUACUAUCCCUGCUCUCUGAACUAUAUUCUCAUCUACGAUCUUCCAUGGAUACUUAACGCCACCUUUCAAAUCAUCAAAAAACUGCUACCUGCCAAAGCCGUUGACCGGUUACGGAACAUUAACAACAAAAACAUCCGCGAGUACAUUGACGAAGACAACAUGCAAAAGUGCUGGGGUGGCAAGGAUGACUACGUGUUUGAGUUCAUCCCGGAAGCCCGGAAACCGAUGGAGUUACCACUGACGCAAAACGGCACACAGAAUGGAAUUCUUUCGAAGAAGGUACAUUUUGCGAACCUCAGUCCCCCGGAAUCGCCAAUGAACGAAUCGGCCGUCAGCAAGUUUCCGGAGCACAGUGACGGUGAGAUGUUACGGAUAAAUCCACAGUACACCAUUACAUUCGCCAAAUCCGGCAGCGAUCUGGUCGGAACGGUGGAAAUCACUAAUGUGGAUAGUAAAGCAGUUUCGUACAAGAUAAAAACGACAGCACCAGAGAAGUUUCGAGUGCGUCCUAGCACGGGUGUACUUCUGCCGUCGGCGAGCAUCACAAUAAAUGUGAUGCUACAGCAAGGCCAACAGAUCAACACGAUCAAUCGAGAGAAAUUCCUUGUGAUGUGCAUUGCCGUUUCUAACGAUAUUUCUACCAACCCGCAAGAGUUGGCCGAGUUGUGGAAGACCAUCUCCGCUAAAAGUGGCCUGGUGGAGCAGCACCGGCUUAAGUGUGCACUACCGGUAAACUUUGACGAAAGCGGACUUGAAUCAAUGUUCGGAAGUGGUGUCGGUAAUGCAACAUCUGGCCAUGACCAGUACGGUACCGUUGGUGGGACGUACUUAGGCGGUGGGAUGACGAGUAUGGGUGGCGACAAACAGAUGGCUCAUCUUCAGCAGACAAUUGCACACCUAAACGAUACAACGCACCGGUUGGAGGCGCAGGUGAAGCGAAACCAUAAGCUCCAGUGGAUUACCUGCAUACUUUUCGUGUUGCUGUCGGUGGCCAUCGUGUACAUACUGAAGGUUGAGAUCAAAAGUAACGCUUCGCAGUAUUGCAGCACCAUCGAGGGAGGACACCAUUAAGGGCCGGAGUUUGCGAAAGUGGAAGCAUUUUGAAACGGGCUUCUAGCAUUUUGUUCCAAUUGGCUGUCGGUUCCAAUCUAUGCAAAGUGCUACAUUCCUUUGUUUUAUUUUUGUUCAUUUUUGGCUAAUUUCUAUGCAUACUAAUGUUGUGUUUUCCACGAACGUAUGAUCCUUUAUGGUAGUUUCCUUAAUCUUGUCCUUUCGUUCAUUUUAUUGGUCUUAAAAUGUCCUCCAUGUUUCAUUGAUACGGGAGCUCCUGUCCCAUCCCAGUAGGGUUAUUUUAUGUUGUAAAUUAUACGUUAGGUGAUGUGAAUAGGAUAUCAAAUUUGUUAUUUUUCUCCCACCAAACCUUUCCCCACGCGUACAAUGGUAGGGUAACCUGCGUUGAGAGAAUAAAACUUGGCAAGAAAAGU
Anopheles coustani is the source of this 3286-nucleotide messenger RNA. RefSeq names its product motile sperm domain-containing protein 2-like. The coding region runs from base 1269 to 2873 and encodes 534 amino acids. Lineage: Eukaryota; Metazoa; Arthropoda; Insecta; Diptera; Culicidae. The record is from RefSeq and is a predicted model, not a curated record. The transcript has 8 exons.